CCGAGGAACAGAACAAGAAAUAUAAGGUGUCGCAGUACGGUCAUGUUAACUAUGACAAUGCUGGUCUCAUCAGUUYACCAAUGAAGAACAAAGCCUUUUCCCUGCUGCUCAUAACGACUGGUGUUGUCUUCAGCCAAAAUCUCAUCAACGUAGAUCAACUUUGGUCGUCGUCUUCAGUUUUUGAGACCAAUAAAGACUAUGCUCUUUUUGGCCAUGUUAUCAAGACGCUGUACGUGCAGUUUGUUGCUGAAUGCAUUCAAGAAUGUCAAAAUACAUUGGAAUGUUUUUCUUAUAACUACGUCUAUUUCCAAAAUGGAACUAGUGAUCACCUCUGUGAGUUGAAUCUAUCAAACAARAACCAAAGCAAGAGUUCGUACAUUCCUCUUCAUGGRUAUCAAUAUGGCGAACCACAGGAUUUUCAGUAUUGUGUUGGAGAUGAAUGUGUAAAGAAAAAUGCUCUGGCUGAUAAAUGGUACAGAAUCAAUGGAUCGCUGUUGAAGACGAUUUAUUCAAUAAAAAACUGGGCAGAUGCAAGAUCCUAUUGCCGGUCUAUAGGCGGAGACUUGAUGACCGUUCAUUCGCAGAUAGAAAACAAAUUUGUGAAAAGCGUAUUGAUGUAUCGUGAGUAUAUGAAAUGUAUCAGGAUGAUGAAAAUAUAACUAACUGCUAUAUCUAACUGCUUCUUAAAAUACGAUCAUUCUUAUAACUUACAACUU
Molecule: messenger RNA, 716 nt
Organism: Exaiptasia diaphana
Lineage: Eukaryota; Metazoa; Cnidaria; Anthozoa; Actiniaria; Aiptasiidae
Exons: 5
Coding region: 81-659 (192 amino acids)
Source: RefSeq, a predicted model, not a curated record